UCACUGCUCACAUUUAGCGUUUGACCCCCCCUUGCACACAUCUACCAACGGUUCCGUACCACCAUCACAGCAGACACUUGGUUUGGUCAUCAACUUUUCUGAUUUGCCUCAACAGCUGUGUGUCUAAACUUGCAGCCCUGCAGUUGUACAGCGUUUCAUAGUGAGUUGGGAAAAGGGGACGUGAAUGUAGGACGGAGCAGCCUGGCCCGUUUCCCUUCGAACCAGAGGCACAGAUUUGCAACAAGGGGAGAGAACGCACAUCUCUGGGUGGAAAGAAAAACAGAAGACGCUUUGCUGCCCCCAGUAAGGAAAGAAGUCCCUGAGACACAAACGGUUGUGUCUCUAUAUCCCACAUUCAGCUUUAUAGAUUUCGUAUUUUACCUGCAACCAUGCACAGGCGCACAAAGAUCAAGAUCGCCAUCUUUGUGCUGCUCGUGGGUAUGGCUUGUAUGUUCACCGCAGUGGUGACGGACUACUGGGCAGUGCUCAGCCCACAGGUGAACACACUCAACAGCACCUGCGAGGCGGCCCACUUCGGCCUGUGGCGGCUCUGCAAGAAGGAAAUCUACAUCACCUCUGAGAACUAUGUGGAGGGGCACGGCUGUGGACCCAUCAGCCUGCCUGGAGAGGAGAACUGCACAUACUUCAGGCACUUCACUCCAGGACAGGAUGCUGAGAUAUUGGAUUAUAAAACACAAAAAGAGUACAACAUCUCAGCUGCAGCUAUCUCCAUCUUCGCCAUGGCCUUUAUGAUCUUGGGGUCUUUGUGCCUGUUGGGUUCGUGCACGGGUUCAGGCAAAGGAAGAGACUAUCUCCUAAAACCCGCUGGUAUGUUCUAUGCAUUUGCAGGUCUCUGUGCCUUCAUCUCACUGGAGGUGAUGCGUCAGUCAGUCAAACGCAUGAUCGAGAGCCAGGAGACAAUAUGGAUCGAAUACUACUAUGCCUGGUCUUUCGCAUGUGCGUGCGCUGGAUUUGUCCUCCUUUUUCUCACUGGAAUCGCCCUCUUGAUUCUCUCCAUGCCCCAGAUGCCUAGAAAUCCUUGGGAGACUUGCAUGGAUGCUGAGCCAGAACAAGUGGAGUAAUAGUUAGACACAAUGCAGGAUGAGUGGCUCCCGCCAACUGAAAUUUUGAAAUUAUGCCAGCAUUAAGAAUUUGUGAUAAAAGGGUCACAUGUAAAUAAGUAAGGAAGAUAAGUGGUAAGUAAAGGAACUGUCACUCCUGUGGACGUACUGUGCUUAAGUCAGCAGAUCUGACUGAACAGCUAUUUGAGAAUGAAUAAACAUUUCCUAUCACUUUUCCCGUAGUGUUCUUAUUCUUCAAUUCAAAAUAAAAUAGUCCUCACCAGCAGCUCUUGUGGCUCAUGUUGGAAGCUAAGCCUCAAAUCUGAUAUGUAACUUUAAAUAAAUAAAUAAAUAAAUGAAAUAUGCUUCAGAUAUUAUGGUAAUUGAAAUUAUU
Molecule: messenger RNA, 1455 nt
Organism: Thalassophryne amazonica
Lineage: Eukaryota; Metazoa; Chordata; Actinopteri; Batrachoidiformes; Batrachoididae
Product: voltage-dependent calcium channel gamma-1 subunit-like
Exons: 4
Coding region: 390-1082 (230 amino acids)
Biological process (GO): regulation of calcium ion transmembrane transport via high voltage-gated calcium channel; calcium ion transmembrane transport
Cellular component (GO): membrane; L-type voltage-gated calcium channel complex
Molecular function (GO): calcium channel regulator activity; voltage-gated calcium channel activity
Source: RefSeq, a predicted model, not a curated record